Molecule: messenger RNA, 1698 nt
Organism: Arabidopsis arenosa
Lineage: Eukaryota; Viridiplantae; Streptophyta; Magnoliopsida; Brassicales; Brassicaceae
Source: the annotation of a GenBank genome assembly
GGAGCUGUUUCGUCAACCGCUUUCGAAAUGGCGAUUUUGAAUUCUGGAGACGUUGUUAGUUCGGCGACGGAGAACGGUGGCGGAGAGUUUGUGGAUCUUGAUAGGCUUCGUCGACGGAAAUCGAGAUCGGAUUCUAACGAUAAUUCACCUUCAGAUGAUCUUGGACCUCCGGACGACGUUAGGGAUCGGAUUGAUUCCGUUGUUAACGAUGACGCUCAAGGAACAGCCAAUUUGGCUGGAGAUACCGAAAUCAGGGAAACUGGUGGUGGAAGAGGCGGCGGAGAAGGAAGAGGAAACGCCGAGGCUACGUUUACGUAUCGACCGUCGGUUCCUGCUCAUCGGAGGGCGAGAGAGAGUCCACUCAGCUCCGACGCAAUCUUCAAACAGAGCCAUGCCGGAUUAUUCAACCUCUGUGUAGUAGUUCUUAUUGCUGUAAACAGUAGACUCAUCAUCGAAAACCUUAUGAAGUAUGGUUGGUUGAUCAGAACGGAUUUCUGGUUUAGUUCAAGAUCGCUGCGAGAUUGGCCGCUUUUCAUGUGUUGUAUAUCCCUUUCGAUCUUUCCGUUGGCUGCCUUUACGGUUGAGAAAUUGGUACUUCAGAAAUACAUAUCAGAACCUGUUGUCAUCUUUCUUCAUAUUAUUAUCACCAUGACAGAGGUUUUGUAUCCAGUUUACGUCACCCUAAGGUGUGAUUCUGCUUUUUUAUCAGGUGUCACAUUGAUGCUCCUCACUUGCAUUGUGUGGCUAAAGUUGGUUUCUUAUGCUCAUACUAGCUAUGACAUAAGAUCCCUAGCCAAUGCAGCUGAUAAGGCCAAUCCUGAAGUCUCCUACUACGUUAGCUUGAAGAGCUUGGGAUAUUUCAUGGUCGCUCCCACAUUGUGUUAUCAGCCAAGCUAUCCACGUUCUGCAUGUAUACGGAAGGGUUGGGUGGCUCGUCAAUUUGCAAAACUGGUCAUAUUCACUGGAUUCAUGGGAUUUAUAAUAGAACAAUAUAUAAAUCCUAUUGUCAGGAACUCAAAGCAUCCUUUGAAAGGGGAUCUUCUAUAUGCUAUUGAAAGAGUGUUGAAGCUUUCAGUUCCAAAUUUAUACGUGUGGCUCUGCAUGUUCUACUGCUUCUUCCACCUUUGGUUAAACAUAUUGGCAGAGCUUCUCUGCUUCGGGGAUCGUGAAUUCUACAAAGAUUGGUGGAAUGCAAAAAGUGUGGGAGAUUACUGGAGAAUGUGGAAUAUGCCUGUUCAUAAAUGGAUGGUUCGACAUAUAUACUUCCCGUGCCUGCGCAGCAAGAUACCAAAGACGCUCGCCAUCAUCAUUGCUUUCUUAGUCUCUGCAGUCUUUCAUGAGCUAUGCAUCGCAGUUCCUUGUCGUCUCUUCAAGUUAUGGGCUUUUCUUGGGAUUAUGUUUCAGGUGCCUUUGGUCUUUAUCACAAACUAUCUACAAGAAAGGUUUGGCUCAACGGUGGGGAACAUGAUCUUCUGGUUCAUCUUCUGCAUUUUUGGACAACCGAUGUGUGUGCUUCUUUAUUACCACGACCUGAUGAACCGCAAAGGAUCAAUGUCAUGAAACAACUGUUCAAAAAUGACUUUCUUCAAACAUCUAUAUGGCCUCGUUGGAUCUCCAUUGAUGCUGUGGUGGUUCUGAUGCUAAAACAACAAAUAGUGUUAAAACCAUUGAAGAAGAAAAGAAAAUUAGAGUUGUUGU